Messenger RNA from Exophiala aquamarina CBS 119918, 1881 nucleotides. RefSeq lists its product as uncharacterized. NCBI's taxonomy places the organism in Eukaryota, Fungi, Ascomycota, Eurotiomycetes, Chaetothyriales, Herpotrichiellaceae. The transcript has a single exon. The record is from RefSeq and is a predicted model, not a curated record. The coding region runs from base 1 to 1881 and encodes 626 amino acids. Gene Ontology annotation, biological process: protein dephosphorylation. Gene Ontology annotation, molecular function: protein serine/threonine phosphatase activity.
AUGCGUCGAGUCGCUGUUCUGGCCUUUCGCACGGCUCGUCGUUCUGUCUUUCGAAAGCUCCUCAAUAAGUCGUCCUUUUCCGCUCCUAGCCAUGGCGUAGCCUUCGCACAAUCUUCCGCUCUUGUUCGAAGAUAUAGCUCCUCCAGACAGCCUCUACAAGCUUCCAUGCGCCUUCCAAAGUUACCCAUUGCAUUUGUUGGAUCUCUAGGGGCAAUUGGUGCGUGGUACGCGUACAAUGGUAAUGGGACAAAACAUCUUCUCAACCAACCGAAUUCACCAACAUCAGCUUCGCCCACAAGAACACUGACUACAGAUAGCGCCCAGUCUAUUGCGCAACCUGCUGCCGCUGCUUCAGCAACUCCAAGUCACGAACUCAACCGCAAAGCAUUGGUAGUCGAUAACGACCAAUUCUUCACUGGGUCUAUUGUAGGUGAAGGGCCGCUGGAGAAAGAUACAGACGACUUUGGAAGGAAGGUGCUGGAAAUGAUGACCCCGGAGCAGGCCACAGAAAGAUUAAGAAAGAAUGAACAAUCCUUUUUGGUCGGUCGAGGUCGUGGAGUUGUCAGAUAUGAUGUUGUCCAACUACCAAGCAAUGACCCCAUUGAAGAUGAUCACGCUGAGAAAAUUGUCGAGGUCCCCAAUAGCAUCGCCGCAACAGACAAUCAGACGUCUUCAGAUUGGAUGUUCUGGGGUGUGUUCGAUGGCCAUUCAGGCUGGACUACUUCCGCCAAACUUCGUCAAGUCCUCAUCUCCUUCGCUGCAAGAGAACUCAAUACCACGUACAAGGCUGCUCUUUCAAAUGUCAAGUCACCUUUUCCUCCCCCUGCCGCCAUAGACGCCGCUCUAAAAUCUGCGUUUGUCAAAUUGGACAACGAGAUCUGUCUCGACAGUGUCAACAAGCUUAAUAAGAAUCCCAGUAAGCGCCUAGCUGCUGAGAUUCUAGCUCCAGCUCUUUCUGGAUCCUGCGCUCUCCUGUCAUUCUAUGAUUCUCAAAGCAAGACUCUCCGAGUAGCUUGCACGGGUGAUAGUCGAGCGGUGCUUGGCCGUCGCAAUCAACAGACUGGAAAAUGGUUUGCGACUCCCCUAUCUGAGGACCAAACUGGUUCCAACCCCAAUGAAGAGGCUCGUAUGCGCGCUGAGCAUCCUGGUGAAGAAUAUGUCAUCCGUGCCGGUCGUGUUCUAGGAAACCUAGAGCCCACCAGGGCGUUCGGCGACGCGUUCUAUAAAUGGACCCGAGAGACUCAAGACCGCGUCAAGAGGAAUUGGUUUGGGCGCACGCCACAUAAUUUAUUGAAGACACCUCCGUACGUGACAGCUGAACCAGUAGUAACAAGUACGAAGAUCGAACCCACCAAAGGCGACUUUGUGGUCAUGGCUACAGAUGGUUUGUGGGAAAUGCUCACCAACGAAGAAGUGGUAGGUCUUGUUGGCCAGUGGAUUGAGCAGCAGAACAAGGCGUCCAAGUCAGACAAUUCUAGCACGGCUUGGCUAAGCUCGUGGUUCAAAUCAUCUGCACCAUCUACCCUUCCCGUUGAAAAGGGCGGGAAUAUGGACAAGACCGGUAGGAUCGACAGUGACCGGAGCGAAAAGGGAGGUGAAAAACCGAUCCGUCAACAACAAUGGGCGGUGACAGAGAAAGACAGUCGAUUCGUCGUCGAGGACAAGAAUGCGGCAACUCAUCUCAUCCGCAAUGCUCUUGGAGGUCGGGAUCGAGACAUGGUGUGCGCCCUGCUCACGCUGCCAAGCCCGUAUUCGAGGCGGUACAGAGAUGAUCUGACGGUCGAGGUGAUUUUCUUUGGAGAAGGCGAGUCUACCGGCGCCGUGGUGGUCAAUUUAGAUGCAUCUGCUCCAACGCAGGUUGAGGUCAAGGCGAAGCUGUGA